CAUUGACUGUAAAUUAUAACUUUACACGAAAGAGAGAGAGAGAGAUCGCCAUGGAAGAAGAGCAGACGAAGAAGCAAAAAGUCUGAAAUCUCCACUGAUUCCGCUGGCGCCACCACCGGGAGAUGGCGGAUCUUUCACGAGGGAUGAGAUUUGGGCGGAGGUGAAAAAGCAACUCCGAUUAGCCGGGCCGCUGAUGACGGUGAAUCUGUUGAUAAACUGUUUGCAAAUGAUAUCGGUCAUGUUCGUCGGGCAUCUCGGCCAGCUCCCUCUCGCCGGCGCUUCCAUGGCUACUUCCUUCGCUUCCGUCACUGGUUUCAGUCUCCUCAACGGAAUGGGCAGUGCAUUAGAGACUUUCUGUGGGCAAUCCUAUGGAGCAAAACAAUAUCAUAUGUUAGGAAUUCACUUGCAAAGAGCCAUGGUUGUUGUUCUUCUCGUCAGCUUCCCUCUUGCCGCCGUCUGGUUUAACGCCGGCGACAUUCUCCGCCUGCUCGGCCAAGAUUCCGAGAUCGCGGCAGAGGCUGGCCACUACGCCCGUUAUAUGAUUCCCAGCAUUUUCGCCUACGCCAUUCAACAGUGCCACGUUCGUUUCCUGCAGACACAGAACAAUGUUCUUCCAAUGGCCGUCAUCGCCGCCGCCACGGCGGUGCUCCACUGCUUUGUGUGUUGGGCUCUGGUUUUCCGGUCGGGGUUGGGGAACCGAGGAGCGGCCUUGGCCAACGCUAUGUCUUACUGGAUAAAUGCGGUGGCGUUGGCUGUUUAUGUUAGAGUUGCGCCGUCGUGCCGGAAGACGUGGACUGGAUUUUCCGGCGAGGCGUUUUGUGGGAUUUUGAACUUCGUCAAACUCGCCAUUCCGUCUGCCGUCAUGCUCAGUUUGGAGAUAUGGUCGUUUGAGAUGGUGGUUUUAUUAUCAGGGCUUCUUCCCAAUCCAAAGCUUGAAACUUCAGUUUUAUCAAUCAGCCUCAAUACAAUCUACAUGAUUUACAUGAUACCCCUUGGAAUCAGUGGUGCAGUGAGCACAAGAGUUUCAAAUGAACUUGGAGCAGGGAGAGCAAAGGUUGCCAUCUUAGCAGGACGAGUUGCAAUGGGGACGGUGGCCACAGAAGGCACAGUGGCAGCCAUUAUCAUCGUUAUUGGCAGAAGAUUAUGGGGUUACUGUUACAGUACUGAUGAGACCGUGGUUGGAUAUUUGGCUAAAAUAUUGAUUUUUCUUGCGAUUUUGCACAUCUUUGAUGGAAUUCAAUCCAUUUUCUCAGGUAUCACAAGAGGAUGUGGAAGGCAGAAGAUUGGUGCUUUUAUUAACUUGGGAGCUUAUUAUCUUGUGGGCAUCCCUAUGGCUAUCUUUUUAGCCUUCUUUCAAGGCAUUGGAGGAAAGGGUCUAUGGAUGGGAAUCAUAAUGGGUGUCUUUACACAAGCUUUAUUUCUUGGGAUCUUGAUUCUAUGCACCAAUUGGGAUAAAGAAGUCAAGAAAGCGGCUGAUAGAGUUACCAGCUCUAUGCCAGAAAAUCUAUUGGAAUGAUACAAUCAAAUAUUAAUAGAUAGUCUCCAAAUUUAGGAUAAUCCCAAUGGUUAGAUGCCAUAAUCUACUAUAUUGUUAUACUUGAAUCGACUCUUAUGUCGUCAUAUUUGUAUUCAACAUUCUAAAAUUAAAAUGAAUUUAUAGCCCUAUAUA
Messenger RNA from Benincasa hispida (wax gourd), 1669 nucleotides. Its product is annotated as protein DETOXIFICATION 16-like. Gene Ontology annotation, biological process: xenobiotic detoxification by transmembrane export across the plasma membrane. Gene Ontology annotation, molecular function: antiporter activity; xenobiotic transmembrane transporter activity. NCBI's taxonomy places the organism in Eukaryota, Viridiplantae, Streptophyta, Magnoliopsida, Cucurbitales, Cucurbitaceae. The record is from RefSeq and is a predicted model, not a curated record. Gene Ontology annotation, cellular component: membrane.